Molecule: messenger RNA, 1466 nt
Organism: Serpula lacrymans var. lacrymans S7.9
Lineage: Eukaryota; Fungi; Basidiomycota; Agaricomycetes; Boletales; Serpulaceae
Exons: 8
Coding region: 155-1315 (386 amino acids)
Molecular function (GO): iron ion binding; monooxygenase activity; heme binding
Source: RefSeq, a predicted model, not a curated record
GCUUCUCCUGCGUUCAGUGAGGUGCGAUUAGAAUUUCACUUCUAAGAUACAACUUAUCCGUUUAUACCAGGCCAACAAUGAAUUAGUCUGGAUCGAAACCAUUAGAGUAAUCAACGACUGGUUCGAUCAGCUCGACAGUAUCCAAUGCACUGAGAUGUCUGCUUACGGUAGCACCUCUUCAGACCUCGCUAUCGAAGUGGUACCAGCCAUGACGCAGGCUACCCUCCUCAUUACUUCUGCUGCUGGUUUUGGGAGGCGAGUUUCUUGGGAUGAUGACUCUUCUGUAGCGCCUGCUGCCGGUUAUGCUCUCACUUUUCGUUCGGCUGUGAUAACGGCAGUCGAGAACGUUUUGUUCAGGAUUCUCACCCCAGAAUGGUUCUCUACCUUGUCGUCUGUUGUAACAGUGCCUUAUUUGUCCGCACGCAUUCAAGAAACUGGGCAGGCCUUCGAGGAGCUGGGACGUCACAUGUUAGAACUUGUCUCGUCGGCUCGCGCAUCUGUUGUGGAAGAAAAGUCAGCAACCUCAGGUGCUGCUCUAUUGAAUAAUCUUGUGAAAGCAAACAUGUCGCCGGAGGGUGGCAGCAAAUGUUUGUCUGAUAGCGAGCUUCUUUCUAAUAUAUUUGGCUUUCUCCUCGCUGGACAUGAAACAUCCGCUCAUACUUUGGGAUUUGCCAUCAGUCUACUGGCGUUGCAUCCAGAAGCACAAGGCAAGAUAUACGAAGAGGUGCACAGGCUUUGGCCAGAAGGAGGUCCUACAGUUGGUUCUACUUCAUCCUACAAACAAGAUUUCACCCAGCUGCCAUAUACUUUGGCAUUCUUCCGUGAAACACUCCGAUUGUUCCCUGCAGUACCACGAUUAGCAAAAAAUGUGCAUACCGACGCUGUGCUCCCUGCACAAUGUUUUACUGUGGGUGCGAAGGGCUCCCUGACUCCUGGCAAGCCGUUUUCAGUGGCAGUGCCAGCUGGUAGUGUUGUGAUCGUGGAUAUAUGGGCCUUACAUAUGAAUCCAUUAUAUUGGGGCGACGAUGUCGAGGACUUCAAGCCUGCGCGAUUCAUUGACUCGGAUACAUAUCGCUGGCCACGGGAUGCCUUCUUGUCGUUCUCGGCUGGCCCUCGUGGAUGCAUCGGCCAAAGAUUCGCUCUCACAGAAAGCGUUUGCAUCCUCGCCAGCCUGGUUCGUCGAUACGAGGUGCUUUUACCAGAGAAUAUGAUGCAUAAACCGUUCGAUGAGCAAAGGGAAACGAUGCUGAAGUGGGCACCUGGCGUCACAUUAAUUCCAACCAAUGCCAACAUCAGACUUCGCCGGAGAACAUAAUAUAACGAGUUAUUGAUCUAAUAAAACCCUGUGCAGGCGUGUACGCGUCGAAAGAAAGCAACAGUGAAAACAGAGAUUAGUCGAUGCAUGGCGGGAUCAAACUUGAUACAUAGUUCCUACAGCGCCGUCGAGUCCCAUGUUAGCUCUGAGG